AUGCCCAUCACCAAUUUUCGAGCUGCGGCAGUACUGACGCUAGUAGCAGUGACACUGGGAUAUCUCCUACGCACCCGCGCCCCAGUGAUUCUGGCUAUCCUUGAAAGUGCCCUUGUGGUGGUCAUCUACCGCUUGACAUGGCAUCCACUGGCCGGCUACCCUGGGCCGUGGCUGGCGGCAGCGACUGACUGGUACAGUGUCUACUAUUGUCUCCGCGGGGAUCGACAUCUCGACUUCUACCGACUGCACGAGCAGUAUGGACCGGCGGUGCGGUUCGGGCCCAACCGAGUCUCCUUCCGCUCGGCGCGAGCCCUGACCGAGAUCUACGGCAGUCGAGCGAACACGCAGAAGUCGGCCGUCUACCGUGCCUUCAGCCACUUCUUCACCGUACCCGCCAGCCUGACGACCAUCGACCGGAAGUCCCACGUCCUCAAACGCCGCCUGACCAGUCGGGCGCUGAGCGGCCGCGCCGUCCAGGAUCUGGAGGAGUUGAUCCUGCAGAGCGUGCGCCUGCUCUGUCGGACCCUGACGCAGACGCAGGAGACUCGCGGGGACCCGGACCCCGACAGCCCCAACUCCGCCUGGGGUCCGCCUCACGACCUCACCACGACCCUGCGAUGCCUCCUCUCCGACGUCAUGGGCGACGUCACCUUCUCCCGCCACUGGUCGUUGCAGACCAGCCCGCGCAACCGCCCCAUCCUAAGUCUAAUGGCCCAAGGCACGCGCGGGAUCAACGUGGCCGGGCACAUGCCGAUGCUGCUCCGGACGCGGCUCGAGCGGUGGUGCGCGCCCGCCCUCCACCGCGGGGUGCGGCGCUUCUACGCCCUGUCCGCGGCGCAGGCGGAGUGGCGCGCCGCCCUGCUCGACGCCCGCGACCCCGAGACCGGCGCCGGCUACUCCGCCCGCGACCUGGUCGCCGAGGCCGGCAUCCUCAUCAUCGCCGGCACCGACACCACCGCCACCGCCCUCACCGCCACGCUCUUUUACCUGCUGCACGACAGUUGCGAGGCGUACCGACGCGCCCAGGCUGAGGUGCGCGCCGCCUUCGCCGACCUCGAGGCCAUCCGCAUCGGGCCCGCGCUCGCCGGUUGCACCUUUCUGUACGCGUGUGUCGACGAAGCCCUGCGCCUGUCGCCGCCGGUCGGCUCUGUCCUGCCGCGCGAAGUGCUGCCAGGCGGGCUGACGGUGAGCGUGGACGUGAACGACGAUGAAGGAGGAGGAGGAGGAGGAGGAGAAGGAGAAAAAAGGUACUUUGUGCCGGCGGGCACGGAUGUCGGGGUGCCCGUAUACGCGCUGCACCACGACGCUCGCUACUGGCGAGAUCCACAUGCCUUUCGGCCGGAGCGGUGGUUGACGGUGGCGGAAGACAAGAAGAAGGACGGAAGCAGCGGCUUCACCGCAUAUGCCCCCUUCGGCGCCGGCGGGACCAGCUGCGUCGGCAGGUACCUCGCCUACCAGGAGAUCGGGAUCAUUCUGGCCCGGUUACUCUGGUUGUUGGACAUCCGGUUGGCUCCUGGGCUGAAUGACAGAAGGGAACAGAAGGAUACUACAGCUGCAGCUACAGCUACAGCUGCAGGUCCAGACAGCCGCACAUGGGGUCGCCACCGGGCGGGGGAAUUCCAGACCCGCGAUGUCUUCACCAGUGCUCAUGAGGGUCCGUGGGUGCAAUUCCGGCCGCGUGACGCAGCGGCUGAUACUAUGGCAUAG
Aspergillus aculeatinus CBS 121060 is the source of this 1707-nucleotide messenger RNA. Its product is annotated as benzoate 4-monooxygenase cytochrome-like protein P450. The record is from RefSeq and is a predicted model, not a curated record. NCBI's taxonomy places the organism in Eukaryota, Fungi, Ascomycota, Eurotiomycetes, Eurotiales, Aspergillaceae. The transcript has a single exon. The coding region runs from base 1 to 1707 and encodes 568 amino acids. Gene Ontology annotation, molecular function: heme binding; oxidoreductase activity, acting on paired donors, with incorporation or reduction of molecular oxygen; iron ion binding.